Molecule: messenger RNA, 2211 nt
Organism: Xyrauchen texanus (razorback sucker)
Lineage: Eukaryota; Metazoa; Chordata; Actinopteri; Cypriniformes; Catostomidae
Gene: crip2
Product: cysteine-rich protein 2
Exons: 8
Coding region: 129-749 (206 amino acids)
Source: RefSeq, a predicted model, not a curated record
GUUUGAGUGGGAUGCUCGCGGUGCUCUCAACCAUUGGUAGCCUAGCGCGCGUUAAGGAAAAACCGGACGCUUACUGAGGGAAUCCAGUCUGAAGUUACUUCUCCGUCAAAACCGUUAAAGAAGAGACGAUGGCUUCCAAGUGCCCUAAAUGCGAAAAGACGGUGUAUUUUGCUGAGAAAGUAUCGUCACUAGGGAAGGACUGGCACAAGUUCUGUUUGAAGUGUGAGCGCUGCAGUAAGACCCUGACGGCGGGCGGCCAUGCUGAGCAUGAUGGGAAGCCAUAUUGCCACAAGCCAUGCUAUGCUGCCCUCUUUGGGCCAAAAGGAGUGAACAUUGGAGGUGCAGGCUCAUAUGUGUAUGAGACUCCCGACAACUCUAACUCAGCCACAUCCAACUUGGACACUGCACCUAAACCUCAGGAGAAGUGGGUUCCAGCAGCUUCCAGGCCACCUUCUAAAGCUGGAAGCAUCACCACCUUCUCAGGAGAAGCCAAUUUGUGUCCCAGAUGCAACAAGAAGGUCUAUUUUGCUGAAAAGGUGACGUCACUGGGGAAGGACUGGCAUCGGCCGUGCCUGCGCUGUGAAAGGUGCAGUAAGACCCUGGCAGCAGGCAGCCAUGCAGAGCAUGAUGGAAAGCCCUACUGCCAUAAACCAUGUUACGCUGUCCUCUUUGGCCCAAAAGGUGUAAACACUGGUGGUGUUGGCAGUUACAUCUAUGACAAGGAGCCCAACACGGAGGCUCAGCCUUGAUUUUCAGUCCAUUGGGAAUCCUCAACCACAACUUCACUAUAAUCACAGCCAUUACCAGUACCUCACGCACUUUUACAUAUUCCCCACCUCUUGCCUUAUUACGGAUAACUUGUGCCUGCUUGGAUGUUUCUGCAGAAAUGUGAUGCCCAAACAUGCCUUGAUCUUGAAGUCCAAAUGUACCCCUUAAAGUCCCUUUGCCUUUUUUAUUGGCCUACUUGAUGGUCCUCUACUCACACAAAUGUUCCCAACAGGAGGACAGUUUGACUGUUAUGAUAUACAGUGGCUCCAAAACGUAUUUGGACACUUAAGUCACACUUAAAUGUAUGGAUGUCUUUGCAUUAGAUAACCAAAAUAUCAAAACAAUUAUUUUAACUGACUUCAUUAAUUCACUAAAAUGACUGUGACACCAGUUGGUUAAAAGUAAUUGCAAAAAAUGUCUUAGAAAAGUCAAGUUCGUUUUGAGAAAAGGUUUAACAUGAUUUGUUUGUAGAUGUCAUUUGGUUUUAUACUUUGCCUGUAUUGCAAUGACAUUCUGACCUUUUUCAGUGUCCUAAAGUGUCCAAAUACUUUUGGGGCCACUGAACACACUUGUCAAUUUGAUCAUGUCUGACUUGUCCUGUAUUUCAUUUAAUUGUAAUUUAUAUAAAUGUUUGUCUUUUAAUGUUUCUAGAGUCAUAUUUACCCAACAUUAAAACAAAGUUGUGUUAUAACUCCUCUUGAAGGUAAAACAAGAUCCCACUUUCAUCCACAAUACUGCAUGUACAGUAGAAAGUGUGUACUGAGUCUCUAGUAGCAGAUAAAACAAUAAGUUCACUGUUUUAUGCAGAGUCAUCGGGCUGUUUGAAUCGUUUGCUGACAAGCAAAUGAAUCUCGCAGGUGCAGUUGAGGAGCACAUCAUCAUAAAUCUGAACAAAAUUCUUCAAACCAGAUUUACUUUUUGGCUAUAUGGCAACAUUCCUAAGUUAAAGCAUUUUAAGAGAAGGUCUGCAAGCUGUAUGCAGACAUUAACGUAAAUGGCCAAGCUCUUAUUUCUUUAAAAGGGAGGACAGACUUGUUUUUAUGGGGUAGCUGGUUGAAGUCCACAGGGAUUGAUAGGGACAGGGGUGUGUGUGAUUUGGUGCUCGAUGACUAGCUGCAGUUAAUAUUUAUUAUUCCAAUCUAGAACCGUUACUGAAAGCUUAGAACCAGAUUAAGACAUGAAUACGCUUUUGAAGAUUUUAGGAGAACCCCAGUUUCUCAAAGUGAUGAAACUGAAGUAUUAUAUUUCCAAGUAGGACUUAAUCCUAUAUUAUGUCCAAUAUUUUGCUGAAACAACAUUCUACUGAAUGUGCUUUUGUACUCCAUGACUGUUAUUGCUGUUAUAAUGAUUUCUUUGCUGUUGCAGGCCUUUUGUUCUUUUGAAAAGGGAGCCUGCACUUGAGUCCUGCUGCUUCUUUCUGUUUAAUCCCAUAUUAAAGUUUAC